Ceraceosorus bombacis is the source of this 1402-nucleotide messenger RNA. Lineage: Eukaryota; Fungi; Basidiomycota; Exobasidiomycetes; Ceraceosorales; Ceraceosoraceae. The record is from the annotation of a GenBank genome assembly.
AUGCCCCGAGCAUCCAGCCUCGAAAGAUCUGCCUUCGCAUCCGUCAGAAGCGCCGAGGCGUCUAGGAGUCGUACGAUCGACGAGCAAGAGGGAUCCAGCCGCCUGCCAACUCAGUCGGAGCAUCCACCGCCUCACACCUCGCCAGAGCAGCUCAAGGGGAAGGGCAAGGCGGCUGAGAGUACCAACACGACGAAUGCUGCACAGCCUCAAUUCUUUGGGACCAACGGUCACGAGGUGCCUUCUUACGCGGACUCGCCGUGUUCCAGUCUCAUCAGCACCUUUGAGCCUAUGCAGAUUGAUACAUCAAGUCAAGAAAAUCACGUUCAUUUUGCGCCAGGUCGCGUGUCCCUUCUGCCAUCUGUUCACUCGGGAGGUCAAUGGGCUGGUUCGAAGCUCAAGAAUGAGGUGCAGCUGGACGAGGCAUCAGACGACGCAGAAUCCGAGUCAAAUCAAAAGGCUGCUUCGAUAAGAAGCCGCCCUCGAAGUGUAAGCGCGCUCGCCGUCAGUCGCAGUCGAUCGUCCAAUGCAAUGCACCAGCUAAUGUUAACGGGAGCAAAUGUUGCGGACCAGGCUGACGGACUCAACGAUCGUAGCUUCUUGCCGGACGUCGGUGAUGAGCGCCCUGCGAGUCGGACUCGUGGUGGAGGACUGUUGAAGAUGCGCGGCAAGGCCGACAGCCUCGCUGGUUCUAGGCAAGCGCACUUGAACGACGCGCAUGCAGCCGCAGCGAAGCCGGUCAAGGAGUCUGCGCCACCGCCAACGUCAGCAGCGCUUGCCAUCCAGUAUUCUUCAACCACCCUGGCUGAGCCUCCGAGAGACGUUCCUGCCCGACACCGCUCUUCCGGUACUCUUCGGAACCUUUUUCGUCGACGCCCCCGUGAGGAUGAGGAAGCUACACCGGUUCCAGCACCCAAGAAAUUGCCGGGAGAGAGCGAGUGGGAGGCGUCGCUGCGCGCUUCCGACGAAAAGGCGCAAAAGGCGUCGGAGAAAGCCAGAAGGGCUCAUGCCUUGGCCGCUGAGUUCUCAUUGGAGAAGCCAGUCAAGCGAGUCCCGGAAACCAAGCCUCGCGCCCGCAGCCGCCAUAGCAUCAGCUCCGCCGGGUCUGCUGUGUCUGCAGAAGACCUUGGCGAUGGGCGGGUCUACCGUAUAACCCGUGAGCAAGGCCACGAUGGGCACGACAUGGGUCAUAGCGCUCUGCCCUCUUACAGAAGUCGAACGUCGACUGCUGAGCACACCUCGCCCUUGCAAAGAACGCCUGCUUCGGCAUUGGAAGAUUCCUGGGCUUCUCGUCAUUACAGCGAACGCGCUCGCGUCGCAGACGCCAGCUUCUUCUCUCCGGCUAGCAGCAGCAGCGGCAGCUUCAGAAGCAGAAGCGGCAGCAGCGCCGGUUGUGGAGCCAUAG